CAGGACGUCAGGAGUAAUAUAGUAAUUUACUUUAUUUAAUAUAAAUUGUUAUUAUUGAUUGGGUGCGAUUUUCCUUUUCCUCGCGUCGCGACCGUGCCUUAUUACAUCAGCCAGUCUAGCGAAGGAAACAGUGAACGCACUGAGGCGAAUCCCGAAAACCCACAGAAGCAUACAAGAAAAAAAAGUAAGAGAACUACAAUAAAAAAUAAGUCUUCUCGUGGGUGACGUUUAGAAUGCGUCUAGAAAGCUUCAAAACAUGUUCAAUCACCAGCGGCCUAUGACGACCGGCAGGCGUCAGGAGGAGGAAAUGGUCAGCAAGUCCAAGAGGCAACUGUCCUCGACCACCGACCCUUUAGACAAACUGAGACUGCAAUGUUUGUCCAGAGGCUCGACGGGAAUUCUCGGUUUGGGCCGAGUUUUCCGUCGAAUGGACGAUGACGGCAGCAGGGCUUUAUCUUUAGACGAAUUCACAAAGGGUCUUUCAGACAGCGGUCUUGUCUUGAGAGACGACGAGGCCGCCGCCGUAUUUUCCGCUGUUGACAAAGACGGCAGUGGAUCGAUUAAUAUUGACGAAUUCUUGUUGGCACUCAGGCCUCCCAUGUCUGCAAAUCGGCGCCGACUGAUCAAAGAGGCGUUCACCAAGUUGGACCGCACGGGUGAUGGAGUCAUCAGCGUCGAUGACCUCAAGGGCGUCUACAAUGUCAAGCACAACCCCAAAUACUUGAGUGGAGAGCAAAGUGAAGAACAGGUGCUGAAUCGGUUUUUGCUGAACUUUGAAAAGGACGGAUUAGUUGACGGAAAGGUUACUGAAGAUGAAUUCACUGAUUACUAUUCUGGAGUCAGUUCUUCUAUCGACAGCGACCCGUACUUCGAUCUGAUGAUGCGCCAAGCUUAUAAACUCUAAUCUCAUAUUUUUUUACCACUUUCCCUACGCUAGCCAAAAUUUUCUACAAGAUUAAGGAUUGAGGUGGAUAAUAUAUGAGAGGAAUGCAAUUUAUUUUAUAUUAUUCUUUACUGUCUACAAUAUUUUAAGACAAUUGAUUUAAAAAAUAAAUUAAUAUGUGCUAAAAUAUAUUUACGUUAGUAUUUAGGCAUAAUAAAAUAUCUUAUAUUAAAAAAAUCGCACAUUACAAUAAUUUUCAUAAAUAAAAUUAACAGCUUGGUAGAAUGAAAGAAAAAAUAAACCGAUGCUAUUAUGUGUAAAGCUUUACAUGUCCAUCAUUAAAAUAUAUAAAAGCCGUGAAUAAACGCUU
Molecule: messenger RNA, 1253 nt
Organism: Neocloeon triangulifer
Lineage: Eukaryota; Metazoa; Arthropoda; Insecta; Ephemeroptera; Baetidae
Product: calcyphosin-like protein
Exons: 5
Coding region: 257-904 (215 amino acids)
Molecular function (GO): calcium ion binding
Source: RefSeq, a predicted model, not a curated record